Molecule: messenger RNA, 2145 nt
Organism: Penicillium lagena
Lineage: Eukaryota; Fungi; Ascomycota; Eurotiomycetes; Eurotiales; Aspergillaceae
Product: DEAD/DEAH box helicase
Exons: 4
Coding region: 1-2145 (714 amino acids)
Biological process (GO): DNA repair; telomere maintenance
Molecular function (GO): ATP hydrolysis activity; DNA helicase activity
Source: RefSeq, a predicted model, not a curated record
AUGUUUAAAAAGGCAGUGAAGGAUCAUCCGGGAGUGUCUUCCAAGCCUCUCCAGUCGAACUUGCUACGGGCAAACGCAGUCGUCCCUUCCAAGUCCCCAAUGCAGUCGGCCGGUGUCAAGCGAAAAAUCGAGAUGACGAUUGGCGGGGAAUCCGCGCUGGGCUCUCUCCACAGCGCGGUCUAUUUCGAUGAAAACGACUUCGACGAUGACCUCGAUCUCGAUGUUGAUGAACCCCAGCCACUCAUUACGUCAAGUGCAGUCGCAUCGACCCUCUCGAAGCCGGAUCCCGUCGCUUAUCCCACCCUCGACGGUAUAUCCACGAAGGUCCCGAAGAUAGAGCGCACGAAAUCGACUGCCAGCGACAAGCAUGCAUUGGACGUUAAAUAUCCGGACUUGCCUUCUUCCCAUGCUUCCCAUGAGGGGGCUGCGCCGUCGAGUAGCAUACAAAUCCCGUGGUCAUCCUCGCCUCCUUCUCACCUCCAGCCGCCUCCUAAACCUCGCACGCUGCCAUGGCUGAAGGAAGUACAGGAAGAGCCACACCAAGCAGACUCGGGCAAAAAGAUGAACUUGAUGACCCCGAAACGUUCGAAGCCUACCGAUUUCUGGAACAAGUCCGCGAGCGCCAUCAAGGAAGAGCAAAAGGAAUUGCGACGGGAGUCCAAGAAGGUCCCAAAGACCAGUGGGAAGCCCAAAGUGGAAGGCCCUUCCAAGAUAGCCACUGUCUUCCUCAGCGAUGAACAGCGGGCUGUUCGCGAGGCCGUUGUCGACCGUGGGAAGAGUAUCUUCUUUACAGGUUCGGCAGGAACUGGAAAAUCGGUCCUGAUGAGAGAAAUUAUCCAGAAACUGCGCGUCAAGUACAAGAGAGAGCCCGAUCGUGUGGCAGUGACAGCCUCAACGGGUCUUGCAGCCUGUAAUAUCGAGGGCGUUACCCUUCACAGCUUUGCUGGAAUUGGGCUGGGCAAAGAGGCCGUACCUGAACUGGUUAAGAAGAUUAAAAAGAACCAGAAAGCGCGGAAUCGUUGGUUACGCACCAAGGUUCUGGUUAUCGAUGAAGUGUCCAUGGUAGAUGGAGAUCUGUUCGAUAAACUGGAAGAUGUUGCCCGGCGCCUUCGAAACAACGGCCGCCCGUUUGGCGGAAUUCAACUUGUCGUCACCGGUGAUUUCUUUCAGUUGCCCCCCGUGCCGGAUGGAAGCAACCGCGAGGCCAAGUUUGCGUUUGCCGCUGCUACGUGGAACACGUGUAUCCAACACACAAUUCUCCUGACCCAUGUUUUCCGUCAACGAGACCCCGAAUUCGCCGGGAUGUUGAACGAAAUGAGACUGGGCAAAAUUAGUCCCCGCACAAUUGAGGCGUUCAAGCAGCUUUCUCGGCCGCUCGAUUUCCAUGAUGCGCUCGAAGCAACGGAACUGUUCCCCACGCGUGCUGAGGUCGAGGGCGCCAAUACGGCCCGAAUGACAAGACUGUCCGGCGACGUGUGGAAAUUUGAGGCCGUGGAUUCCGGCACCAUCCAAGACCAGCAAUACCUCAUGUUGAUCAAAAAUAUGGAGGACAAUCUUGUGAACGGUUCCAUUGGACGAGUGAUGGGCUUCAUGAACGAGGAAUAUUUUGACUGGCACUGCAAGAAUGAAGGCAGCUUUGGGACCGAGGACGGCGAUGAGAGCAAUAGCGACCAAACCCGGGAAAAGUUCAAAGCCAUGAUGCACAAGGAAGGGGUCCGCGAAUCCCGAAAAUGGCCGUUGGUGUGUUUUAUUCAACCCGACGGAACGGAGAGGCACCUACUCUGCCAGCCGGAAACCUGGAAGAUCGAACUCCCCAACGGUGAAGUCCAGGCCCAACGCCAGCAGGUGCCGCUGAUUCUGGCCUGGGCUCUGUCUAUCCACAAGGCGCAGGGACAGACCCUCCAGCGAGUCAAAGUCGACCUGGGCCGCGUCUUUGAGAAAGGUCAGGCUUACGUUGCACUGAGUCGGGCCACUUCCCAGGCCGGGCUGCAAGUAACCCGAUUCGAGCCGCGGAAGGUGAUGGUACAUCCCCGAGUGGUGGAAUUCUACAAUAACCUGGUGUCCAUCACCGAAGUCGUCAAACCCAAGAUCUCUGCUUCUCGCGAUGAUGCCGAGGAUGAGUAUAACAGUCUCGAUGAGUUCUGA